Linum tenue is the source of this 1113-nucleotide messenger RNA. NCBI's taxonomy places the organism in Eukaryota, Viridiplantae, Streptophyta, Magnoliopsida, Malpighiales, Linaceae. The record is from the annotation of a GenBank genome assembly.
AUGGCCGCCGCUUACGAUAGACUUGCGGAGCUGAAGGCGUUCGACGAAACGAAAGCCGGCGUCAAAGGCCUGGCGGACGCCGGGAUCACAGAUCUCCCUCGUUUCUUCCACGCGCCGCCGCAUCUUCUCCACGGCAGUCCUGCAGCUCCAGCUGACGAUCCGAGCUACGUUUUCCCAAUCAUCGACCUGGACGGCGCGUGGGAAGAUCCCGACAAGCGGAAUCGGAUUGUUGGGGAAAUCAGGGAGGCGUCGGCAAACUGGGGAUUCUUCCACGUCGUCAACCACGGCGUCCCUGCACGCGUCGUCGACGAAAUGAAAGCCGGAGCCCACAGGUUUUUUGAGCUGGAUGUCAAGCAGAAGAAGGAAUACUUCGGCCGUGACAUGACCAAAAAAGUGGUCUACAACACCAACUUCGAUCUCUACAGUUCACCGGCGGCUAACUGGCGGGACACCAUCCUCUUCCACAUGGCACCAAACCCACCGGAGCCGGAGCAACUGCCCACCUGCUGCAGGGAGAUCGUGACAGAGUUCUCCAAAGAGAUGCUGAAUCUCGGAGACGUGCUUUUCCAGUUAUUAUCCGAGGCUCUGGGUCUGCGGUCGAACCACUUGAAAGAAAUCGGUUGCUUGGAGGGAAUGGACACGGCUUACAAUUACUACCCGGUUUGCCCCGAGCCAGAACUCACUUUGGGAGCAACACAGCACACAGAUACAGGAUUUAUUACGGUGCUUGCGCAGGAUGACAUUGGAGGCCUUCAAGUUCUUCAUCGAAAUCGUUGGGUCGAUGUGCCUCCUAUGUCCCAAGGUUUGGUGGUUAACCUCGGAACUCUUCUUCAGUGCAAACCUCGUUUUGUUCAGGUAAUGUCUAACGAUAAGUUCACCAGCGUGGAGCAUAGAGUGGUAUUAAAAGGCGCGGAGCCAAGAGUCUCUGCCAUAUCCUUUUUCGGGAUUGGGUACACAUUGAACACGAGGUUAUAUGGACCUGUAGAAGAAUUGUUAUCUGAAGACAAUCCUCCGAAAUAUAAGAAGACCACGAUUAAAGAUCUGGUUGCUCAUGCAUACAAGCAAGGUCUUGAUGGGACCUCUUUUCUGCAUCAUCUUAAGCUUAUGGAUUAA